Gadus macrocephalus (Pacific cod) is the source of this 2041-nucleotide messenger RNA. RefSeq names its product DEAD (Asp-Glu-Ala-Asp) box polypeptide 28 (gene ddx28). Bases 183 to 1892 code for a protein of 569 amino acids. Gene Ontology annotation, biological process: mitochondrial large ribosomal subunit assembly. The transcript has a single exon. Gene Ontology annotation, molecular function: nucleic acid binding; ATP binding. The record is from RefSeq and is a predicted model, not a curated record. Lineage: Eukaryota; Metazoa; Chordata; Actinopteri; Gadiformes; Gadidae. Gene Ontology annotation, cellular component: mitochondrion.
AUUAGUCGACGAGCAAGCAUGGCGGUUGCUUGCUCUUCAAGCUGGUUAUCAAUAGCCACUGUAAGCGUUAAUGAAACUACAUUUAGGCUCGAUUGAAGAUUACAAAAAGACAUGUCAUCUUGAAGUAGGUUGCUAUUUCCCUUUCAGUGCUGUGUUUGUUUCUGUCAAACAAAAAAAAAAAGAUGCACUCCACGAAGGUCAGUCAUGUGGCUUUGGUCGCGCACAACGCUUUACUACCGAGAAAUGUUUCAUUUGUCAACGCUUUGCAUCGGUUUCGGGAUUAUGGUGGUAACGGUCCAACCCGCUUUGGUCACUCUUCGGCCCCCACAAACGAGACUGUUGUCAUCCGCAUACCUCAACAUAUGCAGAGGCGCAUUGAAAACGCGAAAGAGCUUCGGGGUAAAAAAAAAAUCCCCACUAUCAGAGCUGGCAAGCUGCUCAUCCAGAGCAAGAACACCGAACACAAUCAGUCUGCGGGGUAUGCAUUCGGGAAGUUUGAACAGACCACCCUUUCCUCUAAAGGCUGGAAACACAACAAAUCGUUUGGGGACUACUUCAUCAUAAACAACACUAAGAGUGUCGCUCCGUUCGUUACUGAAGGCCAGCAGGAGGAAAGCGUCAAAGAGGGAAACGCCAUUGAGUUUGGUCAACUCCGCAUCAACAAGGAGCUGGUGCAAACUCUAAACAUGGCCAAUAUCACCCACCCCACGACAGUGCAACUACAGACUAUCCCUAAAGUCCUGAAGGGUAAUAACAUUUUGUGUGCUGCAGAGACGGGUAGCGGCAAAACACUGAGUUAUCUCCUGCCCAUUGUACACAAACUGCAAUUAGAUAAAUCCUCUGAGGAUUACAUAGAGAAUACCCGUACUCUCGGAUGUUUGAUCGUCGUGCCUUCCAGAGAGUUGGCCGAACAAGUGGCAUCGGUGUCCCGGUUCCUGUGCACCCCGUUCCACAUGUUGACCAAAACUGUGGGGGGAGGGCGAGGAAUCGGCCCCAUCAAGACGGUUUUCAGGAAGGGCCCUGCAGAUAUUUUGGUGGCCACCCCGGGAGCUCUUAUCAAAGCCCUGCGGAGACGGUACCUGGACCUUAGCACUUUGAGCUUCCUGGUGGUGGACGAGGCAGACACCAUGUUCGACCCCAGUUUCUCCGGCAUGCUGGAGAGCAUCCUGCUGCAAACUAACAUCGCCCGGGCCCCUUCGGAGACCAAGGGCCCCGGGAGCAAAGCCCAGCUGCUGGUGGUCGGGGCAACCUUUCCAGGGGGGGUGGCAGAGGUUCUGGCGCAGGUGACGGACCUCGGUAGCAUGGUGACGGUAAAAAGCAAGAACUUACACCUGCUCAUGCCCCACGUCAAGCAGACCUUCCUGAAGGUGAAGGGUUGUGACAAGCUGUUGGAGCUUCAGCAGGUUCUGAAGGAGUUGCAGCAUGAGACCCGUGGAGAAGAAGUGGGUGCCGGUGUCGUGGUGUUCUGCAACAAGGCGUCCACAGUGAACUGGCUGGGCUACGCCCUGGAAGAGCUCCGGGUCAAGCACCUGCGUCUCCAGGGGGAGAUGCCUUCUGCGGUCAGGACCGGGAUAUUCCGUUCUUUCCAGAAGGGGACCGUGGACCUCCUCAUCUGCACGGACAUCGCCUCACGAGGCCUGGACACCUCCCGGGUCCGGCUGGUCGUCAACUACGACUGCCCGGAGUCGCAUAUGGACUACAUCCACCGUGCGGGGAGGGUGGGGCGGGCAGGCGGAGUGGAGGAAGGGGAAGUGCUGAGCUUUGUCACCCAUCCGUGGGACGUGGAGCUGGUGCAGGCGAUCGAAACCUCGGCGCGGAGGAGAAGCGCUUUGCCCGGCAUGAAGUCAGCCAUUUCCAAGCCCAAAGCUGUAGUGGAGGAGUCCCAGGAGUAGAGGACACUGAUUUCCCUGUCCUCUUAUGAGGGGGAGAGGAGUGUUUCCUACUAUGUUGGUUGUGCAGUAUGAAAUAAAGAUGAUUUAAAUACUAAUUAAUCUUAAAGAUUAUUUAAAUAAUGCAAACCAUAUAAUAAAUAUAAAAUAAA